Heteronotia binoei (common prickly gecko) is the source of this 3538-nucleotide messenger RNA. RefSeq names its product Indian hedgehog signaling molecule (gene IHH). Gene Ontology annotation, biological process: cell fate specification; regulation of gene expression; protein autoprocessing. Gene Ontology annotation, molecular function: patched binding; calcium ion binding. The transcript is spliced from 3 exons. NCBI's taxonomy places the organism in Eukaryota, Metazoa, Chordata, Lepidosauria, Squamata, Gekkonidae. The record is from RefSeq and is a predicted model, not a curated record. The coding region runs from base 1 to 1218 and encodes 405 amino acids.
AUGAAGGCGGCGCGCCUGCUCCUGCUGCUCGCCGCCUGCGCGCUCCUCCUGCGGGCGCCCGCCGUGCGCGGCUGCGGGCCCGGCCGGGUGGUGGGCAGCCGUCGGCGGCCGCCCAGGAAGCUCGUGCCGCUCGCCUACAAGCAGUUCAGCCCCAACGUGCCCGAGAAGACGCUGGGCGCCAGCGGCAGGUACGAGGGCAAGAUCGCGCGCGCCUCCGAGCGCUUCAAGGAGCUCACGCCCAACUACAACCCCGACAUCAUCUUCAAGGACGAGGAGAACACCGGCGCCGACCGCCUCAUGACCCAGCGCUGCAAGGAUCGUCUCAACUCGCUGGCCAUCUCAGUAAUGAACCAGUGGCCAGGCGUGAAGCUGCGCGUGACGGAGGGCUGGGAUGAAGAUGGCCACCACUCGGAGGAGUCGCUGCAUUAUGAGGGCCGUGCUGUUGACAUCACCACAUCAGACCGCGACCGCAACAAGUACGGCAUGCUGGCUCGCUUGGCUGUGGAGGCCGGCUUUGACUGGGUCUACUAUGAGUCCAAAGCCCACAUCCACUGCUCUGUUAAAUCUGAGCAUUCAGCAGCAGCAAAGACAGGAGGUUGUUUCCCAGCCCAGGCACUGGCAACUCUAGAGAACGGGACCAAGAUUCCACUGUGGGCACUAAAGCCUGGGCAGCAGAUCCAUGCCAUGGAUGACCAAGGCCAUCUCAUAUACAGUGAAUUCCUGACAUUUCUGGACAAGGCACCUUCGAAGCGUACUGCUUUCCGCGUCAUCGAGACACGAGAUCCACCCCGUCGCCUCACUCUCACAGCAGCGCACCUCCUUUUUGUGGGGGACAAUGCCACAACACCCAUGAAGGCUGUUUUUGCCAGCCGAGUGCGUCCAGGCCAAUAUGUGUUGGCCGCAGAGGGGACUGAGCUGCGGCCAGCCAGAGUAACAGCUGUCUCUGAACAGAUGGACGUUGGGGCGUAUGCUCCCCUCACCGGCCAUGGAACGGUGGUGGUAGAUGAGGUGGUGGCUUCUUGCUUUGCAUUGGUGCAGGAGCAGCACCUGGCACAACUGGCCUUCUUGCCCCUUCGACUCUAUCACAGCCUGACAGGUGGCCAUGGGACCCAUCCGGAAGGUGUGCAUUGGUACUCCGCACUGCUCUAUCGUCUGGGCCGGAUGCUCAUAGCUUCAGACAGCUUUCACCCACUGGCCAUAGCACAGUUUGACAGCUGAGCUGAUGUGACAGAGGGGAAAGACCAGGUCACCUUCCAUGGUUCUAGGAGGGGCUAUAUGGUAGCCAGAAUCCUGUUUGUGGGGAAGGUGGGGCGCAGGACCUGUCCACUGGCUCCCUAUGACCUUCCCGAAAACGAGGGCUGGAGGGAGGUGUUGACUCCUCCAUUGUUUCCAAAAGGCCUUUUUUGGCUACAGAAAGGGGAUGCCCAAGGCUGGGCUCAUAUGCUGCUAUUACGGUUCAAGAACCUCCAGUACAACAUUGAGGGGCUAACCAGGUGGAUGCGGGUAGCAAGUGGAGAUCCUGAAGCUUGGGAUGAAUGAAUGAGGGGCAGGAAAUCCUGCACUCCAAUAGGCAGACUGAGAAAGUGUGUGUGUGUGGAGGGGGGUAUGAGUGAUCUGAAGCAACAGGACAGCUGCAAGGAGACAGCUGGAAGGGGUUAGAGUCCUACGAAGCUGUGGGGAGGGGGUCCUAGAUAAGUCCACAAAAAUACUUCCCUCAAGAGCUGGGACUCUCUAGGCACUGCCUUGUUGUGCUUAACAGCAUUGUAACAUCUACAGCAGCCAUAUGGACGACAAUAUGGGGACCUUCUUCAUCGCAGAAGGAAGGGAGGGGGAUCAUUUUCAGCAGCCAGUCGCGGGCUUGUGGGCAGCAACAAGCAGGCAGGCAGGAGAAGGACACCAAUUACGAUGAGGGAACAGACAGCAGAGAGAGGAUGUUUCAAGAAAGCACCCGUCUUCUCUGGAUUCACUGGACACAGCCUAAAAUUAACAAACACAUUCACCAACCAAUGACAGCAAUCACUCCACCUUGGAAGACUGGAGAACAGGCUGCAAGGUGUGUGUGAAACCUUUCGCCACGCUUUAAGCAACCACCUGACUGUAUUUCCCAAGGGGUGGUUAAUAUCGAAUCACCUGAGUUAAAGGGGGUCUCAGAAAGUUCCCUGAGGGCAGAAAUCUGGACGUGGGAAGUCUCUGUUAGCGGCAGGGCAAAUGGAUGGUGGAGCAGGGAAGGGCUAGAGAGAUUGAUCCUGUUACCUCCACACACACCCCAUUUCCCUUUACCUCUUAAUGGUACUGGAGGAGCUGACUUCCUCCUGGGCUCUAAUCUCCUGUGAUCACACCAUACCGAACUGGACAACCCUGCUCGAGUAACACACGGCAAUGAUGCUGAGAUGCUUCUGUGGGGAACAGCAAGGGGUGUCCACACCUCCUUGGGAUGUGCAUGUGUUGUUGUGGCUGUCCUAGAUAUGGUCAUCAGUAACAUGGUUUCAUACGCUGUCAGAUAUCCUUCACAGGGGCAUGGGGCAUUUCAGGGGAGAAUCAGGAGGCAGGUUCCCAGACCAGUUCAAGGCAUGGCACACCCACUGCCUUCUCCUGCCCCAGCAGUGACAGGAAACGAUGCUGCUUUCUGCAUUGCAGAUGGUUGGGGAUGAGCUGAGCCCUGGCGGUGCAUCUGUGCUCUCCUUGUGAUUGUUGUGCUGCCGUGCGUGGCGAGCAGCCUCCUGUAGUAUUUUCUCAGUUAUAUGACCAUGCUCAUGCCCUAUGGCACAGUUUAGGAAGAGCUGCUCGCUCGUUCACUGUUGGCACAUAAGAGCUGCUUCUGAGUGAGCAGGCAGUAAAAACCUUCUCUCUUUACCCAGCUACCCCUUGUGCUAAAUAUGACCAACUAUUGUUGUGGGUAAGCUGGCUUGUAAAAAAAAGCUUGUGGGCUAGUCACUUUGGGAAGCUUCGUAGCAGAUUUUCUUGUAUGUCAGUAAUAUCCAAGAUAGAAACAGUCGCAAGAGAAACAGCCUUCAGAUGGGCCCGAGAUAACUUGUUUCUGAGGAUCUCCUCAUUGUGUCUGAAGCUUAGAGCAAUUUGUGCCCAUCAAAACCAAGAACCAUCCCUGUCCUCCUCUCCCAUCUCCUGCCCAUCUGAUCCCAUCCUUGCCCACCAGGGGAACCCAACAUGGGUAAUGAGAAAUGUGGCCGUCCCUUGAUGGCCGCCCCAUUCAGAAACCUCCAUCCCAGGGUGGCUCCAGGGUGGCGUUUGGGAAGUGUCCUUUCCUCUCUCACAUUGCAUUAUUUAUUUUACCUGCAGUAUGCAGAGAAGUCAAAUAUUUCCUUGGUGAGUAUGGGCUUCCCCUAAGUGACAUCAAAUGGGGACAGAGACAAUGUUUUCUAGCCAUAUAAUUAUUUAAGCACCCCCCCCUCCCCCAAAAUGUGUGGUUGUUACGGGACCGUUGUGAGCGUGAGAGAAACUGGCAAAACUUUUGUCUCUUCACUGGAUGUACAUUUUCCCAAAGAGGUGAGAAGCCCAAUAAAUCUCUUGAUCUACUGGG